CGUCACCGAGGAAACAAAAUGGCGUCUGGCAGUGGGUCCAAUAAGAACGACUUCCGUCGGAAGUGGGACAAGGACGAGUAUGAGACCCUGGCUCAGCAGCGCCUGGCGGAGGAGAGGGACAAGGACCGGCGAGAUGGGAAGGUCGCUCCGCCCGUCAAGCGGGAGCUCCUCCGUCACCGGGACUACAAAGUGGAUCUGGAGUCCAAACUGGGAAAGACCAUCGUCAUCACCAAGACCACUCCUCAGGCGGACAUGGGCGGUUAUUACUGUAACGUCUGUGACUGUGUCGUCAAGGACUCCAUCAACUUCCUGGAUCACAUCAACGGAAAGAAACACCAGAGGAACCUUGGCAUGUCGAUGCGUGUGGAGCGCUCUUCUCUGGAUCAGGUGAAGAAACGUUUUGAGGCGAACAAGAAGAAGAUGGAGGAGAAGCAGAAGGAGUACGACUUCGAGGAGCGCAUGAAGGAGCUGCGGGAGGAGGAGGAGAAGGCGAAGGCCUACAAGAAGGAGAAGCAGAAGGAGAGGAAGCGCCGGGCGGAGGAUGACGUGGACUUGGAGGAGGACGAUGAGAUGGCGGCGGUGAUGGGGUUCUCCGGCUUCGGCUCGUCCAAGAAGACUCACUGACGCUCCACGACUUGAGACCACGCACCAGGACCAGGACCAGGCAGGUGUUAGAGACCAGAACCAGACUGUACAUUCAGGACGGACGAGUCCCGCUGCGCUCGUCGCUCCAGGGACCUGACAUCUCCUUCAUCGUCCUCGUUGAGACUAUUCAGUAACAGCCAGGCUUUUAUUUUGGUAGUUUUAUCCAUCACUCAGUUGUGAUGACUCCUGCAGCUUCCUGUCAGAGACGCGUGAACGACCGUAGACGUCUGCGAUGAAGCUGCUGAGUGAAAAGACGUCGACGGACGGACAAAACGAAAAUGAGACAACAAUUAUCUCCGGGUGAUUCCUUUAAGAGACGCUUUCAAGUUCCUGCCGACAGAAAACAUGACCAGAUUCUCAACUUUCUUCAUUUCUGCUUCACGUUAAAAUAAAGUUUGACAGAAACAAAGGUUCCUCAUGGAAAUGAAGAAAAGCUCAAACCGCUUCACUCGUUUUUUUUAAUUUUUAUUGUAAUAAACAAUUUUUUUUUGGUUUCCACCA
This is a messenger RNA of Limanda limanda (common dab), 1146 nucleotides long. RefSeq names its product zinc finger, matrin-type 2 (gene zmat2). Gene Ontology annotation, molecular function: nucleic acid binding; zinc ion binding. The record is from RefSeq and is a predicted model, not a curated record. Bases 19 to 624 code for a protein of 201 amino acids. The transcript has 5 exons. Lineage: Eukaryota; Metazoa; Chordata; Actinopteri; Pleuronectiformes; Pleuronectidae. Gene Ontology annotation, cellular component: U4/U6 x U5 tri-snRNP complex; spliceosomal complex. Gene Ontology annotation, biological process: mRNA splicing, via spliceosome.